Messenger RNA from Sinocyclocheilus rhinocerous, 2351 nucleotides. RefSeq names its product basic leucine zipper and W2 domain-containing protein 1-A-like. Bases 1 to 1695 code for a protein of 564 amino acids. Gene Ontology annotation, cellular component: cytoplasm; membrane. The transcript is spliced from 13 exons. The record is from RefSeq and is a predicted model, not a curated record. Lineage: Eukaryota; Metazoa; Chordata; Actinopteri; Cypriniformes; Cyprinidae. Gene Ontology annotation, molecular function: protein binding; metalloendopeptidase activity; zinc ion binding. Gene Ontology annotation, biological process: proteolysis.
AUGGACACAAGAGCCUCCCUCUCCAUUCUGCUGCUGCUCUUUGGCGUCUCACAGGCGUCUCCUCUCAUGGAAAGGUUUGAAGGAGUGUUUGUGUCAGAGCCGGAAAGUGUGGACAUCACUACAAGGAUUUUGGAGUCCAACAAUGGAUCUUCUGAAAUCUUGAUUGAAGGAGAUCUGGUGUUUCCCAAAACCAGAAAUGCUCUCUCCUGUUUAAACAACAACUGUUUCUGGAAGAAAAACUCUGACAACAUAGUGGAGGUCCCUUACACAGUGAGCAGGGAAUACUCUUCUUAUGAGAAAUCAGUGAUUGCGAACGCCAUGUCCACCUUUCGCUCCAAAACCUGCAUCCGCUUCGUGGCCAGAUCAACUCAGACUGACUACAUCAGUAUUGAGAACAAAGAUGGGUGCUUCUCUUCUUAUGGUAGAACUGGUGGCAAACAGGUGGUCUCCCUCAGAAGGAAUGACUGUGUGUAUCACGGCCUCGUUCAGCAUGAGCUCCUUCAUGCUCUGGGCUUCUACCACGAACAAACCAGGAGUGAUCGCGACAAGUACGUCAUGAUCAACUGGGAGAACAUCUCUCCUGAUAUGGCCCAGAACUUCCAGAAACAAAACACCAACAACCAAAACACUCCAUACGACUACGGCUCCAUCAUGCACUAUGGAAAAACUACCUUCUCCAUCCAGCCUGGCCUGGAAACCAUUACUCCCAUUCCUGAUGAGACGGUGGAAAUCGGACAGAGCCAGGGAAUGUCCAACACCGACAUUCUGAGGGUUUUUAACAAGCUGAUCAGGCGUUACAAGUACCUGGAGAAAGGGUUUGAAGAGGAGAUUAAGAAGCUGCUGCUGUUUCUAAAAGGGUUCACAGAGUCAGAGAGGAAUAAAUUGGCCAUGCUUACCGGAAUCCUGCUGGCCAAUGGCAAUAUAUCAGCCUCCAUCCUGAACAGCCUCUUUAAUGAGAACUUGGUCAAGGAAGGUGUCUCUGCUGCCUUCGCUGUGAAACUGUUCAAAUCUUGGAUCAACGAAAAAGACAUCAACUCGGUUGCUGCUAGCCUGCGUAAAGUUGGCAUGGACAACAGACUGAUGGAGCUGUUCCCUGCCAACAAGCGUAGCUGUGAACACUUUUCAAAAUAUUUCACCGACGCUGGACUGAAGGAGCUCUCGGACUUCGCUCGCAACCAGCAGUCCAUUGGAGCACGCAAAGAGCUUCAGAAAGAACUGCAAGAGCAGAUGUUGCGCGGCGAGACCCUCAAAGACAUCAUUGCCUACGUUCGUGAAGAGAUGAAGAAAACGAGCAUCUCUGAGCAGACAAUGAUCGGCAUCGUGUGGACCAGUGUCAUGAGCUCCGUCGAGUGGAAUAAAAAGGAGGAGCUCGUCACAGAGCAAGCCAUCAAACUCUUGAAGCAAUACAGCCCACUGCUGAAGGCCUUCACCUCCCAGGGCCUGUCUGAGCUCACCCUCCUGCUGAAGAUCCAGGAGUACUGCUACGACAAUAUCCACUUCAUGAAGGCCUUCCAAAAGAUCGUGGUGCUUCUUUACAAAGCUGAUGUUUUGAGCGAGGAGGUUAUUUUGAAGUGGUACACAGAAUCCCACGUGGCCAAAGGAAAGAGCGUCUUCCUCGAGCAGAUGAAGAAGUUUGUAGAAUGGCUGAAGAAUGCCGAAGAGGAGUCCGAAUCCGAGGAAGAGGAGGGAGACUAAAACACCAUGUCAGCAGAAUGUUUUGUUACAGAAGUGCUUGUCUUUCUAAAAAAAAAAUUCUUUUUUUUUUUUUUUUUGAUUCUACCUCCUGUUUUUCAAACCAUAACCAUUUAGAUGUCAUUUAAGGGCUUUAUAACAAAUGAUUCGUUUUAACAGAUUUUUCUAAUAUUAAGGUUUACACUUAAAAUAGCACAAACGUUGUGGUCAACCUUUGUAAUUAUUUACUCGCUCAAGGAACUUUUAAGUGUUGACACAGUUUGGACAUCUUAAAUUAUUGUUAUAGUGAUUCCUUUAUGAAUUGACAUUCCAUUGAAUUAGAUCAGGCUGCCUUGUUUGCUUUUAAGACACCCUUUUCUAUAUGGUAUUGAUGCCUUCAUGCCCUGUCAUGAUCAGUGUCCACAAAGGGGAAAAAAUGGUCACCUUGUCUCAUCGUGAUGUUAUUGCCAAAGGGUUAAGUCCUUCUCCCAUAACAUCCAUCAGUGUUCUGUUCCCUGCCUAUGAAACUGUACAGUGCUGAAAACAAAUUGCAGAUCACCCUGUAAAGACCCUUAAAUGACUCCCAACCUCUUCUAUGUAUCUUCAUCCUAUUUGUCACCGAUUUCUUUAAUCUGAAUAACUAAUUGACUUUUUUAAAGAAAUAAAGACCUAGAAGCAUA